Struthio camelus australis is the source of this 2148-nucleotide messenger RNA. RefSeq names its product ADCYAP receptor type I (gene ADCYAP1R1). Gene Ontology annotation, biological process: cell surface receptor signaling pathway; adenylate cyclase-modulating G protein-coupled receptor signaling pathway. Gene Ontology annotation, molecular function: G protein-coupled peptide receptor activity; vasoactive intestinal polypeptide receptor activity; peptide hormone binding. NCBI's taxonomy places the organism in Eukaryota, Metazoa, Chordata, Aves, Struthioniformes, Struthionidae. Gene Ontology annotation, cellular component: plasma membrane. The record is from RefSeq and is a predicted model, not a curated record.
GUGCGCUUCUUCUCAUCAGUAUUUGAACAGCUGGCUCUAGUAUUACCAUCCUUAUGCAAAGUACAUCCAAGGCAGAGGGUUAGCAUACAGGACAGACUACCGCUAUGCUGUGAAUUUAACAUGUACAUUGGUCCAGGUAUGUACUGGAAUCUUAAGAGCACUGCCAGCAUGAGAAAGAUGAUGCAGCGUGAUGCUCAGGAGUGGAAAAGGCAGCAAAAAAAGGCAAAGUAGAUUUGUUUAGUGACCUAGCGGUGUGUAUGGCUAGAUGAUCAUCCCACUUACAUAGAAGUUCAUCUGGAAGAACUCCCUGGAAGUCGGUGAUUCUCCUCUGCAUUGAAUCUGCUGGUAAACAGAAUCUGGCUGUUAGCUUGAAGUAGCACUAGAUCUGAGCCUUGACGUGAAGGCAUUGACAAUAGCAUCUGCAGCGACCGUGCACUUCAGCUUUAAUAAUAGUGUUAAACAGGCAGAACUUGACUAAAGAUCAAAAUCAAGAGAGAUGGCCAUCAACUGGAAGACCUGCUUCUUCACUUUCACGUUGCUUCCUCUGGUCACAGCAACACACUCCAACUGUAUCAUUAAAAAGGAGCAAGAGACUUGUCUGGAGAAGAUACGAAGGGCAGCUGCCCUGAACCCUCUCAAUGACUCUUCUCCUGGUUGCCCAGGAAUGUGGGACAACAUCACAUGCUGGAAACCUGCAAGUGUGGGUGAAAUCGUCUUUGUCAAGUGCCCUGCGCUGUUCAGAUUUAUCAUCUCCGAAGACGGUUGGGAAGUAGAUAACUUGGGACAAACUCAUGCAGGUGAUUAUGACCUGCUGGAAAGCACAGCCCAGUCUCCCAUAGGGGACAUCAGCAGAAAUUGCACUGAAGAUGGCUGGUCUGAACCUUUUCCUCAUUAUUAUGAUGCCUGUGGCUUUGAUGAAAAUGAAACAGAGUCUGAUAACCAGGAUUAUUACUAUCUAUCCGUGAAGGCUCUGUACACAGUGGGAUAUAGCACUUCCCUUGUUUCCCUCACCACUGCGAUGGUUAUCCUGUGCCGUUUCAGAAAGCUUCACUGCACUCGGAACUUCAUUCACAUGAACCUCUUUGUGUCAUUUAUCCUACGAGCAAUAUCCGUAUUCAUUAAAGAUGGGGUUCUUUAUGCUGAACAGGAUGGUAACCAUUGUUUUAUCUCAACCGUGGAAUGUAAAGCUGUCAUGGUCUUUUUUCACUACUGUGUCAUGUCCAACUAUUUCUGGCUAUUCAUUGAGGGAUUGUACCUUUUCACUCUACUGGUGGAAACCUUUUUCCCAGAGAGGAGAUAUUUCUACUGGUAUACUAUUAUUGGCUGGGGCACCCCAACAAUUUGUGUCACUGUCUGGGCAGUGCUGAGACUUCACUUUGAUGAUACUGGCUGCUGGGACAUGAAUGACAACACUGCCUUAUGGUGGGUGAUCAAAGGUCCUGUGGUUGGAUCAAUCAUGAUAAACUUUGUGCUUUUUAUUGGCAUAAUUGUGAUACUCGUGCAGAAACUCCAGUCGCCUGAUAUUGGGGGCAAUGAAUCCAGCAUUUACUUCACCCUCCCUCUUCCUCCCAGAGGCAGCUGCAGUCCAUGCACAGGACACAUGCGCAGCUGCGUUCAGAAAUGCUACUGUAAGCCUAAGAGGGCUAACCAGCAUUCUUGCAAGAUGUCAGAACUAUCAACCAUUACCCUGAGACUGGCUCGCUCUACGCUACUGCUUAUCCCCUUGUUUGGAAUUCACUACACGGUGUUUGCUUUUUCUCCUGAAAAUGUCAGUAAGCGGGAGAGACUAGUGUUUGAAUUGGGACUGGGAUCUUUCCAGGGUUUUGUUGUUGCUGUUCUCUAUUGUUUCUUGAAUGGGGAGUUUCUCCCUAAAGGUGCAAUCAGAAAUAAAGAGAAAAUGGAGGAGCUGGAAAGUCAACCGGUAUUUUGCUGUGGAUUUCAAACACCGUCAUCCUUCUCUAGCGAGCAGCGGAGUGAACGGGGGGACACAACUCUCCAUUCUGAGCAAGAGCAGCUCUCAGAUUCGGAUGUCCAGCAUAAAUGCGGAGAAUCUAGCGACAUGAGCAGCUAAGGAAAAUGAAUCAAUCAACAAACAAACCAAAAAACCAUCCCUUUAAAAAGAAAAUAAAAUCAUAGUUUUCAUGGUGG